UUAACCACAGAACAAGGAAGCUUGUAUUUUCAAGACUCUCCUACAACGAUGACUCGCUGCUCAGAACUGAAGUGUUCUGUUGUCAUAAUUCUGACUUUCAACAUCUUUUGUACCGUCUCACAAAAUGCACAGGUACUUGAUUAUUUUGUGGGCUGCUUUCAAAACGGCACAGCGGAGGUACAGUUGGAAUUGAAUUCUCAAGAAAUAUUCUAUGUGGAUUUUGACAAAGAGACAAUUGAAUACACCGGGCCUCCAUUUUCUAAGUUUGACCCAAGUGUAAUAUUUAAUAAUCUGCACUUAUACCGUAAUGCUAAGAAAAACAAGAAUGCCUGCUUAGUAGCAGCCCCAUUGGUAGCAAUAGAAACAGGACAUCCACCAGAGGAGAGAGACCCUCCUGAGAGUCUCCUCUACACUGCAGAAGAAGCUGAGCUCGGAGUGAAAAACAGCCUCAUCUGCUUUGUCAAUUAUUUCUACCCACCUUUAAUCAAAAUAAAAUGGACCAAAAAUGGCAACCCGGUGACUGAGGGGGUCUCACUCAGCCGGUAUUAUCCUAAUGAAGACCAAACCUUCCACCAGUUCUCGACCCUGAUGUUCACUCCAAGUGAGACAGAUUUUUACAACUGCACUGUGGAGCAUUCAGCACUGGAGAUGCCUGAAACGAUAAUCUGGGAACCCAAAUUUUCUCCUCAAACUCCUGAAGCUCUUGGACUGGAUGUUUUCUGUGGCUUGGGCCUGACUGUGGGCGUGUUGGGUGUUGCAGCUGGAACAUUUUUCAUAGUCAGAGCACUCCCCUGAAAAUUAUUACUUAGUUUUUAAGAAAGUAUAUUGCUAACUAUACAUGGAAACAAUUAUUGUAUUCAUUCAAGAGCUUGGUUUUGAAAGAAGUCAGAGGUACAAUAGUUAUUUCUGUUUUCAGUAUCGUGUAAUACUCUGGAUUACUUCUGUUGCUCGGCAGAUAUGUUCCAUAUUUUUCUCUUUGUUUGGUAUCCUGACUGGCAUAGCUACCUUACCAGCCUCGAGUUCCCCAAUCACUUGUUUCCACUCUGCAAAUGGGUCCUUUUUUGUAUAGUUAACUCCAGAUUUCAAUGUUUGAACCAAAGCUUUGUAGCAACUAUUUCUCCUGUUUUUCCUUUGCUCUGUCCAAGCGCUUUACCUAUUGUGGUUUUCCAGGUUAAGCCUCAUAUGUAAGGAUUUUAUUAUGUGAACGAGUCUUUUGUGACAUACAUUAGCUUCACUCAUUUAAACAUAUUUUUUUUACAUAGUUUAGCAACUUUAUCCAUAUAAAGACCAGCACCUGUGAUGAAGCACCUGUAAUUUCUUUCUGUAUGAACAAUUGAAGUGGGUGCAAUUCAUCGAUGUGUCGAUGCAUCGCGAUGCGUCACGUGACGAUUUGGAAUCAAUUAAUUAAAAAAAAAAACAUUUUUUUUUUUUAAGUUAUCCUAUCCAGAUUCCAGACUGAAUAAGCUGCUGAAUCAUUUCAUUUUCAAGAAUGCACAUUUCUUAUUGUUCACUUGAAAUAUGGCAGAUAUGUUUACACUAAAUAAAUUUGAUGGAAGUACA
Molecule: messenger RNA, 1560 nt
Organism: Cololabis saira (Pacific saury)
Lineage: Eukaryota; Metazoa; Chordata; Actinopteri; Beloniformes; Belonidae
Product: RLA class II histocompatibility antigen, DP alpha-1 chain-like
Exons: 5
Coding region: 49-795 (248 amino acids)
Biological process (GO): peptide antigen assembly with MHC class II protein complex; immunoglobulin production involved in immunoglobulin-mediated immune response; antigen processing and presentation of exogenous peptide antigen via MHC class II
Cellular component (GO): MHC class II protein complex
Molecular function (GO): MHC class II protein complex binding
Source: RefSeq, a predicted model, not a curated record